Cetraspora pellucida is the source of this 342-nucleotide messenger RNA. The record is from the annotation of a GenBank genome assembly. NCBI's taxonomy places the organism in Eukaryota, Fungi, Glomeromycota, Glomeromycetes, Diversisporales, Gigasporaceae.
AUGGAACCUUCGGCCGCCGCCGCCACACUUGAUGAAAAUAAAUUAAACACACAUGAUGUGACUCAUCGUAACGUGUUUGGAUGCGAAUUCGUAAGGACUACAUCGACCGGUUCACAAAAACGUCAUAAAUGGACAGAUUUAGAGUUGCACUAUCUUGAAUGUGGAAUGGAAGAAUUUGGAACUAGUUGGAAAGACAUAUUGAAAAAAUAUGGGAAACCUCACGGGCCAUUGAGAAAUCGAUCGGCUGUGAACUUAAAAGAUAAAGCAAGGAAUGAAAAAGCAAGAAGAAUAAGAAAUGGAAUAACAUUGGGCAGUUUUGAACUAGAAAGUUUUUACAAUUGA